GCUUUGUAGAUUUGCAAAUGGCAGAACGGUUGCUAUUGAUAGCUGAUGAUAGAUGACCUAUUUUUGUCAUGAUGAACAAGCAGAAGGCACAACCCAUGCGGGGAAAGUUUUAUAACAAUACAAACAAACCUUUCAACACCACAGUGCAAUUGUCAGUGAGUGUUCUUUGUGUACUCAUAUUUCUAUUGUUUGCAGUAAGCUCCACAAGACAGAAGUUCAACGACUCAAGGUGUCAAAUAAAAGUGCCAGGUACAUUUUCAGGAAUGCGACGUUAUUUUUGCCUGCUGCACCUUUAAAUAACAAGAACGUCCGUCUGCUUUGCGAUGUUUCAUAGGUGACGCGCGUUCUCGCUCGGUGUUGUGCGCGCUCACGGAUGGUUUAUGUGAGCGAUAUGGACGUGUGGAAGCGCAGUUUCAUUCACACUUUGGAGCUACAGAAUGAUUCAUUUUUCGCCGAGAAGCCGAGCGAAACAACUUUUCUGAUUUACUGAGGAAACUGGAUUGACUCUACAGCACCUUUAGCCUCACAUCAACGCAACUGAAGGAAUUCAAAGAACAUUUUCAUUAUAACAAUUCACGAACAUGUCUCUCUGAACGGGAGCAGCUGGAGGCACGCAGGUCUGAAAGAAUGGCCUGCUCUAGAUCGGGCUGGACAAGGGCCCAGCUCUAAGAUGACUGGCCCCUGGUACCUGUCUCAGUGAUGAAGAGCACCUCCACCAUCUUCCUCCUCACUCUGGCUGUCUUGUGCAGAGCUGAGAGAGUGAGUGGGAAGACGGUGAAGGACACAGUGCAGGAAUGGAACAGGUAUCGGAGCGAGUGCAUCUUGAAGAUAAGCUCACAACCAACCCCCUCCGGUUUGUUUUGCAAAAGCAUGUUUGAUAUGUACGCUUGUUGGACAGAUGGAGUUCCCAACACAACAGUGAAAGUGCCCUGCCCCUGGUAUCUGCCCUGGCAUGAUCAAGUUCGUAAUGGGUUUGUGUCGCGGGAAUGUGGUCCAGAUGGCCAGUGGCUCACUGUCAACCACAGCAGCACAUGGAGAGACCACUCACAGUGCAAUGCAGAUGGCAGACAGCAGAUAGCACAGGAGAAUCAGAUGAUGGUCUUGGCCUACUUCAGGGUGAUGUACACAGUUGGCUACUCUUUGUCCCUGGCCAGCCUGUCUUUAGCACUCAUCAUACUUCUCAUAUUUAGAAAGCUUCGCUGCACACGCAACUACAUCCACACCAACCUGUUUGCCUCAUUCAUCCUGCGAGCCGUGUCUAUCCUCACAAGAGACGCGCUGCUCAUGAAAGAUGCUCCCGAGUUCAGGGACAACAAAGAUGUUUCCAUCGUUCUGAGUGACCAGGUGAUGUCAGGCUGCCGUGUGGCUCAGGUCCUGAUGCAGUACUGUGUCGGCGCCAACUACUACUGGCUUCUGGUGGAAGGUUUAUAUCUCCACAACCUGCUGGUGCUGAUGGUCUUCUCAGAGAACAGUUACAUUUGUGUAUACUUCUUCAUCGGCUGGGGAACGCCUGUGCUCUUUGUGGUGCCUUGGAUAAUUGUUCGUUACUUGUAUGAAAACACAAGGUGCUGGGAGAUCAAUGAAAAUAUGGCAUAUUGGUGGAUCAUCCGAACGCCAAUUCUUUUGGCUAUUUUAGUGAACUUUUUCAUAUUUAUACGGAUUAUUCUGAUCCUCAUCUCCAAAUUAAAAGCACAUCAGAUGAGAUAUACAGAUUAUAAAUUUAGAUUAGCCAAGUCCACACUGACCCUCAUUCCCCUGUUAGGGAUUCAUGAGGUGGUUUUUGCAGUGAUGACAGAGGAACAGACUGAAGGAGUACUUCGCAAUGUCAACCUGUUCUUUGAACUCUUCUUCAAUUCUUUUCAGGGUUUUCUGGUGGCCAUAUUAUACUGCUUUGUCAAUAAAGAGGUACAGUCGGAAAUCAAAAAGAAAUGGCAGCGAUGGAAACUGGGAAUAAGUAUUUUGGAUGACCAGCGUAACACAGGUAGCAACACUCAGCCAGUAGGAACCGGUCCUCAAUGUCACCAUGACCCGGCCUGCUCUCCCGAAUGCCCCCUGGACAGUGGCAGCCAGCUGUCCUCAGAUCCAACACCCUCCAUCCAACACCACUACCAUCCUGGAGCAAAGAAAGGCAAGGCGUACUGCUAUAUAUCUGCCCGAAAGCAGGUCGUCAAUGGGUUGGAUGUGCCAGCUUUACCGCAGUGUGGUGGAGAAGGAGCAGGCAUGUAUUCCGAGAGCUACUGCUGAACAUGACUUGGUCUUUUUAUUAUUGAAAGGAUAUUCCCACAUCACAUUAUUCAUGUUACGUCUGGCAACCCUUUUUUUUUUUUGUCUUUGAUAUUUACCACUAUACCUCAUUUUGGACACCAGAUUCAUUUUGUUAUGUGCCAACAUUAUGGAUCAGUGUGUACAUUACCACAAAUUUGAACUUAUAUUUAAGUGCAUGUAGAUUAUUUGUUGGACGCUCACAGGUAAGGCACGCAAACAUCAUAUUGCCUGCAAAAUCAACUAAAUAAUCAGCAGUACAAGUAUUUUGCCUUUUUCACCCCACAUCCAUAAAUGGUCAAAGAUUUGGAGUCAGUAAGAUAUAACAAUAAUAACAAAACAGAUUACAUUGUUACAGAAAAAAAACUAAAUCAAAGAAAUACUUUUUUUAUUUAAAAAAAACAAACAUUUUUUAUGAGUGCCAAAUCGGCAUAUUAGAAAGAAUUUUUAAAGGAUCAUGUGACAAAAAAAUUCAGUAAUGACUAAAAAUGAUCAGCUUUUUGCCAUUACAUGAGAGAAAAUAACUAAUAUCCCUUCAAGCACCAAUAGCUUUCUCCAAAAAAUUAAAAGUGACUUUUUUCAUCAAUAGAACAUUAAGGAGAAGUUUAAGUUGAAACUGUGAUCCUUGCUGACUGAUAAAAAAAUAAAUACUUUGAGACUCAAAACCAGUGGCUCCUGUUAAUAAAAUUAGAGGCACAAUGUAAUUUUUUUCUAUUAGAAAAAAAUGUGUAGUUUGAUGACCCUGUGUCUGAGUGUGGAAUCAUGGGGGUUGUGGUCUUUAUUACAUCCUACAGCACUCGUGAAUAAAUCAUGUUUAUUGGUGAGCUAAA
Molecule: messenger RNA, 3092 nt
Organism: Danio rerio (zebrafish)
Lineage: Eukaryota; Metazoa; Chordata; Actinopteri; Cypriniformes; Danionidae
Source: RefSeq, a predicted model, not a curated record